GUGAAAGGUGCGGAAAACAAUCUGCGGCGGCGUCUUCUCUCUCCCAAAGGUCGAGUGUGUCGUCAUGGCGUGCGGCCGCGGCGGCGGCGAUUGGUCAGCGUAGGUGGAAGUGCUACAAACGGUGUCAUUCACAAAGUAACAAGAAUACUUUACAAUCGUGAUAAAGAAUGCAACUAACUUUAAAACACAGCUGACUUCCCAUUUUCCGUCGAUUUUUCACACGGACUAUUGUGAAAGCAAUCUGAGGAAGUAUUUGACCUUUUCUUCAGUGAUUUUUCGUAAGAUCACACUGCGAGACUUUGUUAAAGAUAUAUGGUUUCAAAAAUGUCCUCUAAAAUGGCCGGCUCAAACAACCUGAUCAAUGCUAGGAGGACGGUACAGCAACUGAGAGUUGAGGCCAGUAUUGAGAGGAUAAAGGUAUCCAAGGCCUCGGCGGACCUCAUGCGCUACUGCGGAGAACAUGCCAAAUACGACCCCCUGCUCAUGGGCAUCCCUGCCUCAGAAAACCCUUUUAAGGAAAAAAAGCCUUGCACUAUAUUGUAGUGCAUGUACAUGUGCUAUAUGUGUCUUAUUUAAUUUCUUCUACUCAACUGUACCUUAAGUUCAAUUCUAGCUCUUUAGCAUAACUUUGUGCCAUGAUUUAACUAUAUCGAGCUCUUACAGUAUGUUUAUUACUGUAUUGAACAUCAUUCAGUACUAAUUAAUUGCCAUUUUUCUGAUUAUUAGCAUUGCUAUUGGAUCUUGUUUUUCUCGCCAUCCCUUGCAUUUUGUUGGUUUUGUGGGCCUAACUAACGUCAUUCCAGGAAACAUUCCCAUAAUUCAAGAUCAUUUUGUUUGAACAGUGUUGAGGUCUUUCAACCAAACAGUGCCAGUAGUUACGUUUGUAGAUGCGACUACACUGACUAAAUGCCUCUUAUCAACUAGGAAGUAGAUGUGAGUAAUACAUUUUUGUAGUAGCACAAAUUGCCUUCAUAGCAAAGAGACUGACAUAUAUGAAUUGUCAAAAACAUUUAAGUGCAUGCUGGGCAAAUAAAGCAAUAUAGAAAGUGAUAUAACGCAUGUACUGAUUUGUUCUUAAAGAAUGCAGUAGCACUGUGUAAAAGCAUCGCAGAAGAGUUAUUGUGAUGGUUAUAUUGCUUUAUGGGGAAAUAUAUGAUUCAUUUGAUUCAACCGAUUCCAUUACUGUACUCUGCACUUUUAACCUGUGUGCCUUUGGUCAGAGUUUUUUUUAUCUGUUGCCCCCAAGGUUGUUUAUUCUGUUUUUCUUUUUCAUCUUUGCAAUGCCUUUUAUUAGUUUUCCCUUAUCAAGGCACAUUUUCAGAAACGAAGACCACUGCUGUUUGAUGCCACUAUUGCUUGUGAAUUUCAUGCAUGUCUUAAAUAUAGAAGGGUCAUGAAACACAUGUUUAACAUUCAAACCUCAAAGGAACUUGGAAAACAUAUAUAUAUGUAUAUGUAGCGACAUCUGCGUUUUGGAGACAUCAGAGAAGUUAUGCAGUAUUUGUGAUCCUGACCUCAGUAUAUUUGUGAAGAAACAUUUUUUUCUUUUUGGUCGUUUUCUUUUCUAAUUUCUGUACCUUCUUAACACAUGUACAUACUAUAUGUACUGUACCUUGAAAGAUUUUAGUAAAAUUGUGAAAUGGUAAAACUUCAAUACAUGUUGCAUGUGGGUG
Messenger RNA from Triplophysa rosa, 1673 nucleotides. RefSeq names its product guanine nucleotide binding protein (G protein), gamma 12a (gene gng12a). Gene Ontology annotation, molecular function: G-protein beta-subunit binding. The transcript is spliced from 3 exons. Gene Ontology annotation, biological process: G protein-coupled receptor signaling pathway. NCBI's taxonomy places the organism in Eukaryota, Metazoa, Chordata, Actinopteri, Cypriniformes, Nemacheilidae. The record is from RefSeq and is a predicted model, not a curated record. Bases 313 to 543 code for a protein of 76 amino acids. Gene Ontology annotation, cellular component: heterotrimeric G-protein complex.